Messenger RNA from Nematolebias whitei (Rio pearlfish), 1799 nucleotides. RefSeq names its product vascular endothelial growth factor Ab (gene vegfab). Gene Ontology annotation, molecular function: growth factor activity; heparin binding; chemoattractant activity. The record is from RefSeq and is a predicted model, not a curated record. Gene Ontology annotation, cellular component: membrane. The transcript is spliced from 8 exons. Gene Ontology annotation, biological process: positive regulation of endothelial cell proliferation; vascular endothelial growth factor receptor signaling pathway; positive regulation of protein phosphorylation. Bases 641 to 1279 code for a protein of 212 amino acids. NCBI's taxonomy places the organism in Eukaryota, Metazoa, Chordata, Actinopteri, Cyprinodontiformes, Rivulidae.
GCCUCAGUGCGGAGAGACGCCGAGUCAGGGAGGAAGAGCCGCUGCGAGGCGCGCGGACACGCACACCGGCGACGACACACGGCAAAUACCGAAACUUUACGCUUCGUAUUAACACAACUACUAUUUCUAGGACGAUUAUUUCCCCGCCGCCUCCUCCUGAACCUGGGUUCGAGUUACACGCAGGAGCGAGGCUACAACUUCUUCUUCUUCUUGUUGGAGACGGCUGGCCCGCGACAGGCAUGAUGGGAUUAUUCUGGGAAUGACUGCGCCCGCUCCUCCGGAAAGCAGCGAUCUGCCUCGGAACGAUGUGACACGCUGCGGCUCGUGGAUUCUCGCCUUUCUGGAUAUUUUGAAAACCAUUGGAAACAGUUGAGGUUUUUUUUUUUUUUUUUUUUUUUUGAGUGAGUGUGAGAGACGCGCGUGAGUGAGUGUGUCCAACCCUUUUCGGGACCAGCAUGGAUUUACAACCCCCGGCCCCCUUUUCAGAGAACUUCUUCUAACUUGUUGUUUUUAUUCUCAUUUGGAGAGUUAAAAAGUUAAAGACUAAACAGCUUCCACCUUGAACGCUCAAGCUUUUUAUUAUUUUUGUAUUUUUCUAAUUUAUUUGAAUUCAUUUAUUUUGGACUGGAUUCCCAACAUCAUGAACUUUAUUGACAGUUUGACUCUAUUAUUUUUGACGCUGUCAGCUGUCAAGAGCGCCCACAUACCGAAGGAAACGGAAAGAGGUCCACAUGAUGUGAUCCCUUUAAUGGAGGUGUACAACAAGAGUUUGUGUCAGCCGCGGGAGGUGCUGGUGGAUAUUCUACAGGAGUACCCGGAGGAGGUGGAACACAUCUUUAUCCCGUCCUGCGUGGUGCUGAAGCGCUGCGCCGGCUGCUGCGGCGACGAGAUGCUCCAGUGCACGCCGACCGCCAGCUAUAACGUUACAAUGGAGAUUAAAAGAAUAAAGCUCCAAAGGCAACAGAAUAACAUAUUCAUGAGUUUUACAGAGCACAGCGCAUGUGAGUGUAGAUUAAAGACAGACGUGAAAGGAGUAAAAGAAAAAAAAUCCGGGAAAGGCAAAGGCCAAAAGAAAAAGCGAAAGAAAAACCGUGACAAAACAAUUCACGAUGCUGUCUGUGAGCCAUGUUGUGAUAACUGCACAGAGAGGAGAAAGCGUUUGUUUGUGCAGGAUCCAGCAACCUGCCGGUGCUCCUGCAAACACACAGUUGAAUACUGUAAAGAUCGCCAGCUAGAGCUCAACGAGAAGACCUGCAAAUGUGACAAGCCGAGAAGAUGAGAGCGGUGGCAGCACCAGAUGUACAAGAUGAAGGAAUAUUCUAAAGAUAUUUCACAGCACAGCACUUUGACCUUUGAACCGUAAGCUCUUUUCUGUGGAAAGCAUUCCCCUUGGACUGACAAAGAACAAAGAGGACUGGCGUUUCCUCCCUCUGUAUAUCUGCGUGUACAUAGACCAUAAUAUGCGAAAAAGACAAAAAGAGCACAGAAUUGUUAUGCUGCUACAGAAACGAAUAACUAAACCCAACAUUGACUAAAAACAAACUAGAUGUGGUUUUGCAUUUCUAACCGGCUUGUGACGCAGGUGUAGUCUUAUUGUCAAUCGUAUGCAAUUUCUUCACUGGAUUUGAGUCUACUGUGGUUGUGUGUCAUUCAUAACGAGCAAAACCUCUAGAUAUAUAUUUAAAUGCUACGACAGCGGGCGAGACUGAAAAAGACGUGGAUGCGUUCUUUCAAAAGCGACGGAUGGACUUUUCGUUGGCCGACAUCUGCGUACGCUUUUGGAGCGACGAGACAAACGG